Molecule: messenger RNA, 2940 nt
Organism: Talaromyces atroroseus
Lineage: Eukaryota; Fungi; Ascomycota; Eurotiomycetes; Eurotiales; Trichocomaceae
Exons: 4
Coding region: 1-2940 (979 amino acids)
Source: RefSeq, a predicted model, not a curated record
AUGGCGAUGGACGAUUUAAGCCCGCCGCCAAUCGCUACUCCUUCCGGCGGCUUUUCCUCGUCCCUGCGCCGCCGUCAAAGAAAGGAUAGCGACUCAACCUCGUCCUCGUCCUCGUCGACCACCGCCGAGCAGCUCCCCCCUCGGCCCCUGCCCACCUCGCUCGACAAUCACCACGCUGACAGGAGAUCGAUCGUCACAGCUAGCUCUUCCCCAGUCCGCAGGAAGCCUCUGCCCAGCAAUGCAGCCCCGGUGAUUCUGUCGAGAUUGUCUCAAGCCUCUCUGCCUCUCUCUCCGCCGGCCACCGAUCCAUUAUCACCACCGCUGCCCACACCGUCAUCACAUCCACUGCCUGCCAUAUCAUCAUCAUCAUCGUCGUCGUCGUUUUCAUCGUCAUCAUCACCAACAUUGCCAAACACGGCGUCGCUCGGCUCUCCGCGGCAACUCGAAACUGUAGACGAGGUGCUUCCCUUCGUGCCACGGGAUCUAGACCGUUAUCCACGCGGCCAUUCUCCAUUCAUCAUCCCCUUUCCCAUCGACACCUCUUUCACAUACACCAACCCGCAACAGAAAGAAAGCGGAAACGGCGAUCACUUCCUGCCGCAUGGGACACCGAUUCAUUCCCGUCUUUCAAGCGAACCCAUCAUCCCCGUGCUGAGGUCGUCGCCGCCGCCGCCGCCUGUGAUCCAUAAGAGGUCAGAGACUAUGGCCUUGCAGCCCCAGACCCGGCCUCCUCCUCUACACAUCGACGCCAACCUAUCAGCAAUGCCCAGUCCAGGAGAGAAACAACCAAAAACGCCCGGAAACAAAAUCACAUCCUUCUUCGGUUGGAAGACAACCACAUCUCCCGGAGCCGAGUCGACGAGCACCGAAAUCAGUGACAACGGCCGGUCUCCAAUCCCCUCGCCAUUGCCGCAGUCUGCAAGCGCCCCUUCCUUUAGCACCAAGGGCUCUGUUUCCAUCCCCAACUCUAUAUCGGAAAACAACAUCCAUGGGUUUCCCAUGCCUCCCGGCCACUCAGCCUCUAUUAGCCUUCCGUCAUCGUCCAGCGGAAAUGUCGACUUGAUGAACAAGAUUUCGGACCUCGAAGCUGAGCUCCGGGAGAUCAGCUCAGAGCUGGCGGGCUCCAUUCGUCGAGAGAUGGAGCUGGAGGACCUGGUGGAGAGGUUUCAGCUCGAGUCACAUAACGACGUCAACCGAAGGACCAGUGAUUACUUCUCAGAUUCGGGCACCAGCUCGAUACGCAUGGGCACGGAUGGUGGUAAGGUAGACGAUAUAGAACGAAUAAAGCGAGCCGCUGAACAGGAACGAGCUCAAUUAAAAGUUGAAUUAAGUCAGAGGUGGCAGGAGGAGCGUUCGCGGCGGACAGCUUGCGAAUCGCACGUUCAGAUCCUAGAAAGCCAAGUCCAACAAUUCCGUGCUCAGCGUGUCGACAAUUCAAAUCUGUCAUCCAAGACAAGAGAAUUGGAAUUGACCGUAGAAGAUACUCGACGUAAACUAAUCGAGGAGAGACAAUUGAAAGAUAACUUUGAGGACUUGCUGACGGCGAUGCGAGUGGAAUUGGAGCAGCUUCGAAAUGAACGGGAUCAUUACCGGGACGAGGUUGUACCUGCAUUGCAGUCACAACAAAAGAACAAUCGUUUCCAGGCCAUCGCAGAAGAGGACGGUAUUGUCAGUAAACGUGGUUCGGUGGGCUUGUCAAGAUCCAAUUCAUUAGCCCGGAUGCCAAAGAGGUCGAGCAUGGCUCAAACUGGCGGUUUAUCGCGGUCGAAUUCUGUCUCUGGCAAUAAUAACAAUAAUAGUAGUAACAGACAAUUGGAAUCACGCGAUUCCCUGGCUGAUCGAGUGAAGGAUGUCGAGGCUCAGCGGGAUGCUUUGCAUCAGGCACUCAAGAAUCUUCUAGAUCGACAGUCUUGGCAAGCUCGUGAAAAUGAGAAGCGAAUCAAGAUUCUCGAGAUAGAGCUGACCAAAGCCCAAAAUGUUGGCUCUCCACGGAAACUCGGUUACGAGAGGGAAGUGCGGAAUCUUCGGGAAGAGAUCAACCUCCUUCGACGACGAGCCGACGAUGCGUUGGAGCAGAAAUGGCAGUGUGAAAAGGGCCUUGGUGGCCUGAAGAUGGACCUCGAUCGUGCAGAGCAGGAGACCAGUUCGUUGCGCAUGCUGUUGCAGGAGCAUGAUAUUGCUUUACCAGAGGAUAUGGCUACUGGCGAGGAAGGGCUCGCAAACAUGCUGGUCACCUCGUCGGCACUGGAGUCAGCCUAUCAACAGUUACAGGCGGACAUGGAGUAUGUCGAGGCCAACCCAUCACCUUCUUCAGAGGACCAACUCUCUGAGUCGGUGAACCGUGCCGAGACUUUGUCUGCACAAGUUCGCCAGCAGCUCAAUACCAACAGUGCCCUGCGGCAACGUCUCACGGACGCCAUUGCCAAGGGAGAACGGGAGCAAAAAAUGUCGGCCUUACGCAUUAACGAAAUGCAAAGUCGACUGAAGAGCCUGGAAGAUACCAUUAUGGACGCCCAGCAUCAUUCGGAAGAUGAGAUGGCGAAGCAUGAAGAAGAAAUUCGGGCUCUGAAAGAAAGCCACAAUACUCAACUCAUGCGAGCCAAGAUGGGCAUCAAGACACCCGUCUCUCUGUCACCAAACAUGUCGUCUUCUCCGUUCAAUGGGGCGCGGUCUCCCCGUUUGGAUAUGACUACAAGUGGCGAAGGCGUUCCAUUGAGCCAGGCCGUCCAAGUAGAGAAACUCGAGGUUAAAGUCAAAGAACUUGAAAAGGCUUUGCGGGACGCAGAUUUCGAAAUGGAGGAGGUUGUCCAGCGCAUGAACAAGGCGCAGAUUGAAGUCGCAGAAUUACAAUCAGAUCGAGAUGAGGCACUUCGUCAGACUCGGCGUCUCGAGGCCGCAGUCAGGGCCGAACGUGAAACAGUGAAAAUGCUUAUGAACUAA